Molecule: messenger RNA, 1095 nt
Organism: Octodon degus (degu)
Lineage: Eukaryota; Metazoa; Chordata; Mammalia; Rodentia; Octodontidae
Gene: CUNH6orf15
Product: chromosome unknown C6orf15 homolog
Exons: 3
Coding region: 18-968 (316 amino acids)
Biological process (GO): extracellular matrix organization
Cellular component (GO): extracellular matrix
Source: RefSeq, a predicted model, not a curated record
UGCCAGGGCUCAGCAGGAUGCAGGGCUGUGUGGCAGGGAGCUGGGCUCCUCUGGGGCUGCUCCUGGUCUGUCUGCAGCUCCCAGGCCUCUUUGCCCGGAGCAUUGGCAGUGCAGCUGAGGAGAAGGCGUCUCCACCCCUGGGGGCCAGCCUGCCCAUGCUGGGACAGCCACCCUUCAGCACUGGACGUGGCCAGCCCCACAUGGCCCCAGGCUCCGACGACAUCACAGGAGUUCCUUCACUGUUCAGUAUGCCUGCACCGGGUGGCCUCCAAGCUGCAGGCCGUGCAGGGGGGCAGCAGUGGCCUCUGUCCUGGGGGCUGCCCCCCAUGGAGUCCUGGCUCUCCGAGGUCCCUUGGCAGGUGAUGACUGGGGCAGCUGAGGACCCUCUGGAGCAGGUGCUGCCCGAGGAGCUGGCUUACCUUUCCGGCCCCGACGUGCUCCCCCUGGGCGGAGGGUCGUGGCCCGAGGCGUUCUCUGCCAGAGCUGCACAACCUGCACCUGAAGCUUCGCCCGUCCACCUGGACUCGGCAGCCAACCGGCUGUCCCUUGCCACGCCGCUGGGAGUCCCCGGAGAUCCGCUUGCCCAGCGCCCUUUCUGGUCUCUCCUCUCCAGGCUUCUGCCUCGUCUGCCCUGGGGGGCUCUGAAUCCCAGUGUGCCUUGGGGAGGGGGGGUUCUGGGGACAGGUUGGGGAACGAGGCCCAUGCGCUACCCUUCCGGGGCCUGGGGUAUCAACAGUCAAUUCCCAGGCGGCGGCUGGGGGUCGUCUAUUAACAGGUACCCAGGGGGCGGCUGGGGGGACACUAGCCGGUACCCUGGAGGUGGCUGGGGAGCAGGCAUCUGGGGGAACAACAGCCGGUAUCCAGGUGCUAGAGGGGGGCGCACUGCGCCGGCGGUCACCCGACCACGCGGCCCUUCCUGGUACUUCCCAGCCGGCUUCCCAAGUCCUCAAAACCCUGGCUUGCAGUAGGGCUGCCACGGAGCACGGGCGCCCGAGGCCGGGAGACAGGAAGGGAUGGGCUCCUGCCCUUGCCCUGCAGGUGGCACUAGGCGGAGUUUCACCUGCCCGCCGCUGCCCCACGCUGACCUCCAAUAAA